AUGAAGCACUUCGGGAUUCCUGAAGAUGGCAUUUUAUGCUGUGAUGUCCUCGCAGGCGAACAAGGGCCUUUCUGCUUCUCUGUGAAACAAAUUCCCGAUUUUAAAGUUAUUCACGUGAGGUUCAUAGAGAGGUCGGAUGGCGAAGGCGAACCGGAAACCAAACGCUCAAGGCCUGUUGCACGUUCAAGCCCAGUACGAGCACCACCACCUCGGAGGGCUGCUGCUGGCGUGGAAAUUGUGUCUACCAGUCAUCCCUGUGGUAUACGACCAGAAAAAGUAUCUCCUGAAAGCAGAUUCAUCCCUAAGAGCCUCUCCGUCGUUGACAUGUUAAAACUUGGCAACCAAAUCAAGCGUACAACAACAGCUAUAGAGAUUUACAAUUUUGACUUUCAAGCUAUGGCUUGGUCAGCGUCCCCAGUUCUCGUCGACUUUAACAUGGAAGAGACAGCUUUUGGAGCGGGCGGAUUCAGGGAAGCUUUCAAGGCCACAAGCAAACACAAAGAGUACUCGUACACUACCUGGGUUGUGAAGCACUACCUCGACAAGUCUUUGGAAGAUAUGAGAACUCUUGGACAGACUCCAGAACAACACACAAAGAAAUCAGUUCAACUGCACUAUUUAGCUAGAAACUUUGCAGCCCAGUUACACACUGAUCUUGAGAAAGAAGACAAUUUAAUUUUGUUUGGAGAUACCUUGUCUUACAACAAAGUUAUGCUUGGAUAUAUUAGAAAUAGGGAUGAGUACGUUACCGUCGAAGAAUUUGUUAGUGGCACGUUUGACAAGUACAUCAAUAAUGAUGGAACAAUAUGUGGAAAGAACAAGAACCUUACGGAAAAGGCAGAAUGUUUGGCACACUAUAGCUAUGAGAAGUCAAAGAAGGAAAUAAUGGUGGUGGAUAUUCAAGGCUGUGGGGUGUGACCCAGAGGUUGCAAGUUCGCAAGUUGAGUCGGACAAUGAGGGAAAGCUUUUUUGUGCAGGUAACCUCAAUAGCCAUGCCAUUGACAAAUUUGUUGAGUUGCAUAAGUGCAAUAGCUUUUGUCAGCUAUUGGAUCUGUCAGUUUUGCGUUAG
Molecule: messenger RNA, 1069 nt
Organism: Porites lobata
Lineage: Eukaryota; Metazoa; Cnidaria; Anthozoa; Scleractinia; Poritidae
Source: the annotation of a GenBank genome assembly